AUGGAUUUUACUAUCAGCGCCCGAAUUUUAAUAUCAACUGAUUCAUUUCCCGUUAUUGGACUAAGUGUUCUUCAACCAGCACCCGGCGGCUCACUAGUCUAUGGUCAAAUCCAACUAACACAACAAUAUUUUGGUUCACCGUUAGUUAUCGAAGGUAUUCUAUAUAAUUUAAAACCAUCCACAAGUCAUGGUCUUCAUGUUCAUGAAACCGGAGAUUUGUCACAAGCAUGUUUGUCACUUGGCGGACAUUUUAAUCCUCAUGGAAAAUUACAUGGUAGUGAGAAGAGUUCUGAACGCCAUUUGGGAGAUCUUGGAAACGUUCUUACAGAUGAGUUUGGUAUUGCUAAUAUAUAUCUCGUUAUUCAAGAUGGUUCUUUAUUCGGUGCACAGGGAUGGAUUGGUCGAUCUAUAGCUGUUAGUGAAUUUCAAGACGAUUUAGGAGAGAAUAUUGACGAAGGAAGCCAGAGAAGCGGGAACUCUGGUGGAUCGUUGGCCUGUGGUGUUAUUGGUAUUAAAUAUCCUGUAGGUAGUUUACCAAAUGAAAACAAAAUGUACGAUUAUAUUCGUCAAUAA
This is a messenger RNA of Didymodactylos carnosus, 573 nucleotides long. NCBI's taxonomy places the organism in Eukaryota, Metazoa, Rotifera, Eurotatoria, Philodinida, Philodinidae. The record is from the annotation of a GenBank genome assembly.